UCAGUCUUGUCCCAGAACGCACUUCGAUAAGAACCUUUAACUGUGGCUCCAGAGGUUGUACUUGACUUGAGGUUCCGCUGUUUCGAAGUCUAACUCCUCGGAACUUUUCUGACAGUUAGUAAAAUCAAACUCUUGAACUGCAGUACGGGAGGUUUUAGUUUGUUUUAUUUCGUCUUUUGAAAGAAAAGUGACGAAUGAGAAUUCAUGGUCAUGUAAACGAGAAGAAUUGAUGUAAAGAAAGAAAAACAGUGCACUGUACCCGCCAGUUGGAACAUUUGUGUUAAUUAUAGCGUAGAGCGAACUACUAGCUACGAAAAUGCAGUGCCAGGUAUCAGCUGACCAGGUCCUCCUCGGCGCGAUGGCACCCGAUGCCACUGAGACCACGGAGCCAACAGGCCCCAAAUGCGAGUCUGAGAAGAAAUUAGUGGAACUGAAGCUGAAACAUGGAUGGCCAUUCCCUGAUAUGACGGACCCUCCGUUGUCCUUCCGAAUUAAAAGCAGCUUCAUAAUUCCCAUGGUCGGGACUUUCAGCAAAAUUCUUUUGAAAUGGUGUAAUAAGGUGAAUGGCCACAACAUUCAACAACUUCGAAACAUGGUAGCAAAUCGGCCUGCAGGCACACCGCUCCUCACAGUAUCAAACCAUUAUUCCUGCCUCGAUGAUCCUGCGCUAUGGGGUUUGUUAAGAUGGCGUGAUCUGUGGAAUGCACGGAGAAUGAGGUGGUCCCCAGCAGCACACGACAUAGCCUUCACACGAAAAAUAUACAGCUGGUUCUUCAGUGCUGGGAAAUGUGUGCCAAUUAUUCGAGGCCUGGGAGUGUACCAGGAGGCAAUGGACUUCCUGAUUGAACGUCUGAAGGAGGGCCAGUGGGUACAUAUAUUCCCUGAGGGCAAGGUGAACAUGAGUCUGGAGAGGAUGCGGCUCAAAUGGGGUGUGGGCCGGCUGGUGUACGAGUCACCCGUGUGUCCAAUCGUCCUGCCCUUCUACCACAUCGGUAUGGAUGAAAUUCUGCCCAACCGCAAGCCCUACAUCCCCAGGGUCGGGAAGCUGGUGACAGUGGUGGUCGGAGAACCCAUGGACUUCAAAGACCUAGUGUCGGAGAUGAAGGCAAAGCAGGAGGACCCGACUACGGCGCGGAAGGUGAUCACCGACAGGAUCCAGGAGGAACUGGGAAAGCUGCGAGACCAGGCAGAGGAGCUCCAUGAGAAGAUGAAGAGGGAGAGGAACUUAUAACGCAAGUCCAAAGGCAUAAAUGCAGCAAUUAUCCUAAUCCUUCCACUCGAUAUUUUGUACAUUUUUUUCCUCGGUGGAGAAGUAUCGAAUUGUAAAACUGAUGAAGAAUUCAUUUUGAAUUUUUGUCAUUUUUCAGUAUUGGCCUUAUUAAAUUUUUUUAGAUGAAGUCAAUGGAUAUACAUUUAUAAGUAUUGAUAGUGUUAGCUUUUUUCCACGAAUUUUAAAAAUGUAUGGAGAUAACCUGGAAAACUUUGAAAUUGAUUUUUCUGGAUAUUUAUUAUGUAUAUAGUACUUUUAUUUUGAUUAGAAUGUUUGCAAAUAUUUAAAAAAUUAUAUGUAGUUGCAGGAUUGGAAAAUCUGGUAGUUUUACGCCACAUGAACUGACCUGUAUGUACCAAUUGGCUGAGUGACAUGUAACUUAAAACCUGAAUUUUCCUUUGGUGUUAUAUUGCAAUGGUACAUAAAGAUGAAGUGUUCAAGACUUGCAUAAGGUUUAGCAUGUUGGUGAGUUUGCACAACUACAUUUUAUUUUUUGUUAGUAAGCUAUAUUUCUAUGUAUGUUUAUUGAGUGUGAAGCAGAAUACUGAAUUCAACAUGCCAAAAUGAAGUGUUUUUUCUCUUGCUUCCCAUUGAUGAUAAUGUCAUAGCUUUAUGUGUUGAUGUUGAUGAAGAUGAUUUAUUUAUUUUUUUAUUUUUUCUCUUUUUUUAUCUCUCUCUUUUUAAUUUUUUCAGAGAUACUGGUGCAAAAAGUGUUCAUGUUAAAUGCAGGUUUUUGCAUUUGUCCUAAUAGAUGUGUGCUCACUACAAAACUUUCCAAUUUUGUGAACAAAACUUCCAUAAAGAUUGGGGUCUGUGAGGUAUCAGUGCAUCAUGUUCAGGAGAAGCAGACAAGAAUCUUGUUUAUAUUUUAUAUUAUUUAUAUUUUAUCAGUUGUAUUUCACAAAUAUCUCUAAUUAUAUUCCCUUUCCCCCCACUGCAAAUAGGAGAGAUUAGAUAUAUAUAUUGCGGCUUCACACUCUUGCAAAUACUAUGAAAAUUUGAAUGUACACAAACACAAAUUAAAGGAAAAUAUGGCAUAAGGCUGUCUCUGGCAAGUAAAUGAUUAAAUUAAAAAGAUAGUAUCAUGACAAAGCAAACACUGUCAGGUAUUUAUGUAAAUAAAUAUUGCCCCUGAAAAAUUAUGUAUAUGCUGUUACCUGUUAUUUUGCAACUUUCUGAUAGCUGCUCUUAUUGCUUUAUUUUCUAAUUAACUAUUUUUCUAUCACUGUUUCCUAGUUGUCUAGUUUCCCAUUGGUUUAAUUCAAAGGCUUUUCAUAAGCAGGAGUUUUUAGUUCAGGGUUGUUACAAGCCAUCAUUUAUUUUUCUCUUUUUUCCAAAAUGAAUUUACUUGUUUCACAGCUACAUUCUCCAUUCAAAAUGCACAGAGACAAGUAUUAACAAUAGUAAUGCUAAAUGUCUUUGUUUAGUCAAGUACUGUAGAGUACUGCAAGGCAUUACAGAAAAGUGUAGAUUCUGCUCUGUAUUUUUUUGUUCUGUGCAUGUUUCAUCCCUGUAACACCAUUGGGUCAUAUGCUUUGUACCUCAGAUGCUGAAGAUAUCACAUUUUGGUGCAGAGCUCAGAAAUGUGAUUAUUUUUACUUUUUUACCUUUUGAUACUAGAUUGUCAAUAAAUAAAUAUAUACAUAAUCAACUGGACCAAUUAGGAAAUCAUAUAAAAGGGUUAACUUGUAUAGAUGAAGAGAACUAGAGAUGAAACUUAUACCAAAUGUUAGUAAGAAAAAUCAGACUUGCAUUGUUUGUUUGAACAAGGAGAGAAUCUUAACAUGUUUCAAACUGAAUCCCAUUAGAUAUAUGAUAAUCUAUUUUCAAAUCCAGUAAUGUAGAAAAUAUAACAUUCUCUUGAAAAGGAAUCUGAAAUAACAAAUAAUAAAUAUAGUUGUUAGUAUAGCUAGGCCUGCCAUCAUAACCUGUGUAACAAUGUUUUUGAUUAUGUACAAUCUAAACCUCUUUCAGAGUAAUGGGUUAUCUCUGUGUUGACUAGCAAUAUAUGUGUUUAGGGUAGCUGUCAGUGUCAGCUGAACUAAUAUCCUUUGAAACCCUGCAGCAAUUAUUAUUAGUGUGACUAUAUUUGUUACUGGCUUUUUAGUUCUGUAGUUUAUGAGUCGGGCUUACCUUAUACCGGUAAUGUACACCUCUGGUAACGUGGAUGGUAGUUACAGUGUCAGAUAAAAUGAUAUACUUCCUAUUGUUGUAAAAAUAGUACCUUGAAGAUGAGAUGGAAUUAUUAUAGUCAACAUUAUAAUGGUAUAUCAUAGUGCAGCAAAUUUGUUAGAUGAAUUGUAAAUGCAAUAGAUAUUUACUUUACUGGUGAUGUCAGAUUUGUACUAAUGAAUUGUACCUCUUUAUCAGUUACAUAUAAAGUUUUACCCCAGUGAUUUAUUACUAAUUUUAUUUUAUUAUAGAACAAAUAAUAUAGGUUUAUGGCAUCCUAGAGAUUGACAGAAGUAUUAGAAAUGUUUGUAUAUUAAUGGAAUGUUCAAGGCUUUGUUAAACAAUGACCAGUCUUUUACUUCUCUAAGAUUCAAAAUUACAAUCUUUUGUUUCUUUAUAGUAUCUUCUUAUCUCUAAUUCAUUUUGAUAUAUGUUGUGUUUGCUUGAGGAAAUAUUUACUGAACAAGAGAUUAUUUUCAUGACAAUAGAGCAGGGGUUUAUGAUAUGGACUAGUAUGUACAGGCCACUUAUUAUAACUGUAUUUUAUGUUAUGAUGUCCGAUAAAAGAAUCAUACUAAGGAUAUCUUUUGCACAAUGAAUUGAUAUGCAUCUGAAUGCAAAAAUGACAUAGUACAAACUUGGAGGGUGAAGUUUAUUAUUCAGCUAUGACUGGCAUAUCAUUGGAAGGUAGAUGUGUUAAACAAAAUUCCUUGGAAAGUUUGCUACUCUUGUUUGAUUAGUUAGUAAAGGUAUGAAACUAACUUAAUUUGAUAUGGAUUUUCCUUUUCUUGCUGGUGUAUGUAAGAUGUCAGUGUUUGGUUAUCUCUGAAGAAAAGUAUAAAUGACAUGAAGUUGAAUUUCUUUCAUUAAAUUUUUAAAUUAUUUAUUUUUUACUGUAUGUAUUUCAUUUUCACUCCUUAAGAUGUAUUUCAGUGUUGAUAUGCAAUAUAUCUGAAUAAUUUUGCAUAGUGUUGGUAUUAUUUUAGGUAUUAUAAACAGGUAUUUCAUUGAGUGACAAAACUGAAUCCCUAUUUCCUCUAUUUGUUAAUAAAUAUGAAUCCAAUUUUUUAUUUCACUAUUUCAAAUAACUGAGACAGAUCUUUGGAAUACUAUUUUCAUUUUUCUUUCACACUAACAGACACUGAUAUGCUGAAACAUGAGCAAGAAAGAGAAGUCUGAUCAUUGCCCCCUAAUAAAAGUACAGUAAACCUCAAUUUAAUGAACUAAGGAAGAAGGAAAAGGGAUGGAGGGAUGGCAGGACUAAUGUCUGCUUGCAACAUACAAACGGUCAGAGGUGGAAUAGGAAUGAGAGUUGGUUAAAGUUUUCUUAAGGACUGUAGCCAGGUUGAAUUAGUUUAGGUCAGAGGUGGAAUAGGAAUGAGAGUUGGUUAAAGUUUUCUUAAGGACUGUAGCCAGGUUGAAUUAGUUUAGGUUAGAGGUGGAAUAGGAAUGAGAGUUGGUUAAAGUUUUCUUAAGGACUGUAGCCAGGUUGAAUUAGUUUAGGUUAGAGGUGGAAUAGGAAUGAGAGUUGGUUAAAGUUUUCUUAAGGACUGUAGCCAGGUUGAAUUAGUUUAGGUCAGAGGUGGAAUAGGAAUGAGAGUUGGUUAAAGUUUUCUUAAGGACUGUAGCCAGGUUGAAUUAGUUUAGGUUAGAGGUGGAAUAGGAAUGAGAGUUGGUUAAAGUUUUCUUAAGGACUGUAGCCAGGUUGAAUUAGUUUAGGUUAGAGGUGGAAUAGGAAUGAGAGUUGGUUAAAGUUUUCUUAAGGACUGUAGCCAGGUUGAAUUAGUUUAGGUUAGAGGUGGAAUAGGAAUGAGAGUUGGUUAAAGUUUUCUUAAGGACUGUAGCCAGGUUGAAUUAGUUUAGGUUAGAGGUGGAAUAGGAAUGAGAGUUGGUUAAAGUUUUCUUAAGGACUGUAGCCAGGUUGAAUUAGUUUAGGUUAGAGGUGGAAUAGGAAUGAGAGUUGGUUAAAGUUUUCUUAAGGACUGUAGCCAGGUUGAAUUAGUUUAGGUUAGAGGUGGAAUAGGAAUGAGAGUUGGUUAAAGUUUUCUUAAGGACUGUAGCCAGGUUGAAUUAGUUUAGGUUAGAGGUGGAAUAGGAAUGAGAGUUGGUUAAAGUUUUCUUAAGGACUGUAGCCAGGUUGAAUUAGUUUAGGUUAGAGGUGGAAUAGGAAUGAGAGUUGGUUAAAGUUUUCUUAAGGACUGUAGCCAGGUUGAAUUAGUUUAGGUUAGAGGUGGAAUAGGAAUGAGAGUUGGUUAAAGUUUUCUUAAGGACUGUAGCCAGGUUGAAUUAGUUUAGGUUAGAGGUGGAAUAGGAAUGAGAGUUGGUUAAAGUUUUCUUAAGGACUGUAGCCAGGUUGAAUUAGUUUAGGUUAGAGGUGGAAUAGGAAUGAGAGUUGGUUAAAGUUUUCUUAAGGACUGUAGCCAGGUUGAAUUAGUUUAGGUUAGAGGUGGAAUAGGAAUGAGAGUUGGUUAAAGUUUUCUUAAGGACUGUAGCCAGGUUGAAUUAGUUUCCUCUCUGAUAAUGCUUCCUAAGUUUGAGUACAUCCAGAGCUGCGAAAAAUGUUAGUAGGAGACCGUGUUAGUAGUCAGAAUAUAUCGGUUAAAUCCAAAAUUUGUUCUUUGAGACAUAAUAUUCAAAAUUAGGAUUAAUGCUAAGUUUUGAAAUAUUAAUAAAUAAUUCUUUGUAAACUAUAUCUUUAAGUUCAUACUUGUAUACAUUCUGUAAAUUUUAUGCCUUGUUAUUUGUAGACAAAAAAAAAUACAUUAUAUAAUUUUGCAUGUUUUACUCAUAAAUCAAUAGAAUUCAUAUAGAAUCUCCAUUUUGUUCCUCUUAAAAAAUACAGCAACUAUAGAUUAAGUUGACCGCAUAGAAGUUGAAUGGUGUGGGUGUGUGCCAUGCUUUACUCUAUUUACUAAUGAAAUAUAAUAAUAGAAGAAGUGUUCUAUUUGUGAGUUGUAUUUAAUUUUUCACAUUUCAGUCUACACAGCUCAUGCAGAAAUAGUUAAUUUUUUAUAUGUAGUCAACAUUUAUAUUGAAAACUAGCAUAUGUUCAGAGUUUAAUCUGGAAAAAGGUAUAAUUUUGCUUAAUGUUGUUGCAAUAUUAAUUUUUUAUCUUAAGUAAACUAUAUAUAUUUUUUUUUUUUAUGAUUGGCAAUUUGUGCAUUAUUUUUUAUUGUAAAAUAUUUGGUCAAAUCAAAAUUACUAUCACUGGAACAUUUGCAAUCAAAUACAUCUAAUUAUUAAUUGAUAUGACUUUGCCAAAAGGAAACCAUUUUUGUUUUAAUUAAUAAUAACAGUACUUUGAUGCAACAGAAAAAAAUAUAAUAAAGUCUGAAAUGAUGAUAAUAAUGGAAAGAUUUUCAAAAGUAGAUAUGAUGAUGCAUUGUAUGAAAAUAAAAUUGUUAAAAUUGUGAUAUGGGUGCUAGCAAACUGUGUAAAAUGCAAAAUUGUUAUCUUAUGAGGUAUUUCCGAAUUUAUGAUAUAUCUGAAAAAAAUCUUCCAGAAUGCCUGUGUAAGGUAAAAAAAAUAUAUUUUGUAAUUAUUAUU
Penaeus chinensis is the source of this 6988-nucleotide messenger RNA. It is a transcript of the gene Taz, whose product is annotated as tafazzin-like. The record is from RefSeq and is a predicted model, not a curated record. Gene Ontology annotation, molecular function: 1-acylglycerophosphocholine O-acyltransferase activity. Gene Ontology annotation, cellular component: mitochondrial membrane. The transcript is spliced from 5 exons. Bases 317 to 1231 code for a protein of 304 amino acids. Gene Ontology annotation, biological process: cardiolipin acyl-chain remodeling; inner mitochondrial membrane organization. NCBI's taxonomy places the organism in Eukaryota, Metazoa, Arthropoda, Malacostraca, Decapoda, Penaeidae.